AUGGCCUCAAAGAGCCUGGCACCGGGCCUGGCCCGCAGUAAGCACUGGAGAGCGUCCGUUCUUGGCACCGCGUGCCUGAUGUCCCUGCUGGCUAUAACUUGGUGUCCCCCCACCCGCCCCGUUUUACAGACGCCACAGCAGUAUGAGAGAGAGUACAACAACAAGCGGUCAGGCGUGGGGCCCAGCAAGUUCCACGGGUACGCCUACGAUGGCAUCUGGGUUAUUGCCAAGACGCUGCAGAGGGCCAUGGAGACGCUGCACGCCAGCAGCCGGCACCAGCGGAUCCAGGAUUUCAACUACACGGACCACACACUGGGCAGGAUCAUCCUCAAUGCUAUGAAUGAGACCAAUUUCUUCGGGGUCACGGGUCAAGUUGUGUUCCGGAAUGGGGAGAGAAUGGGGACCAUUAAAUUUACUCAAUUUCAAGAUAGCAGGGAGGUGAAGGUGGGAGAGUACAACGCUGUGGCUGACACACUGGAGAUCAUCAACGACACUAUCAGGUUCCAAGGAUCCGAGCCACCAAAAGACAAGACCAUCAUCCUGGAGCAGCUCCGAAAGAUCUCCCUACCUCUCUACAGCAUCCUCUCUGCCCUCACCAUCCUGGGGAUGAUCAUGGCCAGCGCUUUUCUCUUCUUCAACAUCAAGAAUCGGAAUCAGAAGCUGAUAAAGAUGUCCAGUCCGUAUAUGAACAACCUCAUUAUCCUCGGAGGGAUGCUCUCCUAUGCAUCGAUAUUUCUCUUUGGCCUUGAUGGAUCCUUUGUGUCUGAAAAGACCUUUGAAACACUUUGCACCGUCAGGACCUGGAUUCUCACCGUGGGCUACACAACCGCCUUUGGGGCAAUGUUUGCAAAGACAUGGAGGGUCCACGCCAUCUUCAAAAAUGUGAAAAUGAAGAAGAAGAUCAUCAAGGACCAGAAGCUGCUGGUGAUUGUUGGGGGCAUGCUGCUGAUCGACUUGUGCAUCCUGAUUUGCUGGCAGGCUGUAGAUCCUCUGAGGAGGACGGUGGAGAGGUACAGCAUGGAGCCGGACCCAGCAGGACGAGACAUCUCUAUCCGCCCACUCCUGGAGCACUGUGAGAACACCCACAUGACCAUCUGGCUUGGCAUCGUCUAUGCCUACAAGGGGCUUCUCAUGCUGUUCGGUUGUUUCCUGGCUUGGGAGACGCGCAACGUCAGCAUCCCUGCCCUCAAUGACAGCAAGUACAUUGGGAUGAGUGUCUACAAUGUGGGGAUCAUGUGCAUCAUCGGGGCCGCCGUCUCCUUCCUGACCCGGGACCAGCCCAACGUGCAGUUCUGCAUCGUUGCCCUGGUCAUCAUCUUCUGCAGCACCAUCACCCUCUGCCUGGUGUUCGUGCCCAAGCUCAUCACUCUGAGAACAAACCCAGAUGCAGCAACCCAGAACAGGCGAUUCCAGUUCACUCAGAAUCAGAAGAAGGAAGAUUCUAAAACGUCCACCUCAGUCACCAGCGUGAACCAAGCAAGCACGUCCCGCCUGGAGGGCCUGCAGUCUGAAAACCAUCGCCUUCGAAUGAAGAUCACCGAGCUGGAUAAAGACUUGGAAGAGGUCACUAUGCAGCUGCAGGAUACACCAGAAAAGACCACCUACAUUAAACAGAACCACUACCAAGAACUCAAUGACAUCCUCAACCUUGGGAACUUCACUGAGAGCACAGAUGGGGGAAAGGCCAUUUUAAAAAACCACCUCGAUCAAAAUCCCCAGCUACAGUGGAACACAACAGAGCCCUCUCGAACAUGCAAAGAUCCUAUAGAAGAUAUAAACUCCCCAGAACACAUCCAGCGCCGGCUGUCCCUCCAGCUCCCCAUCCUCCACCACGCCUACCUGCCGUCCAUCGGAGGCGUGGACGCCAGCUGCGUCAGCCCCUGCGUCAGCCCCACCGCCAGCCCCCGCCACAGACACGUGCCACCCUCCUUCCGAGUUAUGGUCUCUGGCCUGUAGGGGUGGGAGGCCUGGGGCCGGGGCCUCCCCCAUGACCGAACCUCACGGAGCAGAGGCCACGGGAACACUGUCAGCUCUGGCUGCGGAGCCGCUGGGCGCCACGGCUGGCCUUGUGGGGCUGCUCGGUGGCACUCACGUGGACAGGAUGGGGGCACUUGGCACCUGACCUCGCGCCUUAUUUGUGAAGUUUUUAUUCUUUCACAAAGAAGAGGAGUGGAAAUGACUUCUUCCUCGAUGUCUGCAAAGAAGGAGGAGCUGGGAUAUUUGAAACUUUGCAAAAAACAAAACAAAACAAAACAAAUCCUAGACAAGGAGAGAAUCACUAGAACUCCAGCUAGAAGUCACCGAGUGUCCCUGAGCAGCCUUGAGAAGAGGCGAGGGGCUUCUGGAGAAACCGCCUCUGCCUCUGCACACACAUCCCUGGCUGUGCCCCUCCUCCCCGCCCAGGCCAGCCCCCCUGCCCUCUGGGGAAGGAGGUGGGCAGGGCAGCCAGGCAGGCCCCCAGCCUUCCUGGAACAGGGAGUCUGCAGGGCAGCCAGGUGGCCCGAGGGCUGGGGUACGGGAGCAGGCUGACUCCCAUGCCUCCCGGUGGGACCUUACUCUCUGAUAAAUGCCACACGUUAACACAAUAACACCCGUUCCAGGACCGUGGGGAUUUAGGGCACGUCACUGCAGACCCGCUCUGCAGCAUUCACCGACAGUCGGUCAUGCACCCACCACGUUGGCCAUGUCCUUGUGUUUGUAUCAGGUGUUCCAGUAAUCAGGGGGACCACCCGAGCUAAUCAUGGAAUGUCUGUUCCCAGCAAACACGCUAAAGAAAGACUGUGCACUUUAACCUCUCAUCAGGGCCCAAGGGCUGGCUGGGGUUGGUUUUUUUCCCACUGACUUUGUUUCUGACCAAAGUGAAUCAGGCAUUCUGCUAGAAGACAUCCCUGUAGUCGUAGGGAGAGAGUUGCUAGCCGAGGGCUCUCCUUGGCUUCCCCAAGGUGGCCUUGCAUCUGGACAAGCCGGGGAGCUCGCCCUUGGGGGUCACAGGGGUGACCAGUCAACACACUGGUUCUCAUUCAUAAGAUCACUCUUCCCUCUCAGCCGAACCCCAGAGAGCACUGGCCUGGGAGUCAGACGAACCUGGGCUCAAGUCCUCACUCCAUGGCUGACUCCCUCCAUGACCUUGGGAAAAUCACUAGUGUCUCUCUGAGCCUCCGUUUCCCCUCCCCAACAAAUUGGGGUUGAAAUAACCCCCGUCCUGCCUACCUCACAGGGUCGCUCUGAGGAUCAAAACUUGAUCUUGUCCGGGAAAGCUUCGUACCAAACCAUGAAGCAGCCCUGACCCGUGAGAAAUCAGGAUGACCAUGACCUUCGGCCCUCACGACCACCAGGGGUUUGGCUCAGAGAAGCUCCCAGCACAGCCCUCUACCAAGAUAACCUGGUGGAGAGAGGCUCCCAAUGACUUUUGUGACAUUCCUAGACAGGUUCCUUCUUUGCUAAAGAAAGGCCUGAAGGACAGCGUCCAGGACGUCUGCACAACUGAGCGGUUGCUCACUCCCUAAAGAAACCUAAUGGCAGCUUCAACAGGCAGGCAAUAAUCUCUUCCCCGACCACUGAAGUCAGGAAUAUACUGCUGUCACCACCAGACUUUGACAAAAGGGCCCACAGGAAUCCUACCAUCGCCAACAUUUCAAAAACACCCUAUUUCACGUAGCAUAGCUUCCCCCUCCCCUCCCCCCAAGAGAGGUUAUGGAGGUACUGUAGCUUUUAGGGAAAAAAAAAAAUGUCAACACAUCACAGGUCAAAUUGAAGUCAUUGUCUGUUUUAGGCACUACAAAUCGGUGUUGUCACUCACUGUGUAUUACCAGUAUUGACUUGCUUUCUUGAUUUCACCAAAACCAGAUUUAAUUUAAAGGACCACUUAAUUUUUCCAAGGGAAGGAGACAAUUCAUUGUACAUAAUGUAUACACACACACACACACACACACACACACAAAAUAUACCUGUAGAAAUAUUAUUCCAGCAUAACAGGAAACAGAAACGAAAAAGUAUUGGACAGUCGGAGGUGAGUGUGUGCGUCCGUAACCCGUUGUGACCCCUGACCGUGCUCAGUCUUCUAGGUUCACCCACGAAGUACAUUUUCUGUCUUAAUGAUACUGUAGGUUUUCCCAUUUUUUUUUUAAUUUCCCUGCAAAUAACAAGACCCACAGAAGUGACUCUAGCUAUCUAACGGUUCUUUUAUAUGCAGCAAACACACCGUACAUUUCCGAAGAGGCUUCAGCCUGAAGGCAUUUUCCAGUGACGUUAGUGCACAAAUGCUUUAAAUUAGACCGGGACUGCCAGAAUCAAAUGUAAAUGAGGAAUUUCUCGUACCCCUAUUGCAUGGUAUCAAUUUUUAAUAAAUUGUUGCAAAUUUGUUUUUAUGAA
Messenger RNA from Leptonychotes weddellii (Weddell seal), 4371 nucleotides. Lineage: Eukaryota; Metazoa; Chordata; Mammalia; Carnivora; Phocidae. The record is from RefSeq and is a predicted model, not a curated record.